AUGUCUAACGACUUCUCGACAUCUAUUUGGGAAUGUAUGGAUGACACCUCCUCUUGCUGCUUAGGUUGCUUCUGCCCAUGGGUCCUUCAUUGUAAUAAUGCAACUUUAAUUGAAGGUAGAUCAGAUUGCUGCCGCCAAUGCUUAUGCUAUUUCACUGAAUUUAAUAUCAGACAAACAAUUAGAAGGCGGAAGAACUACGAAUAUAACUGCGUUGGCGAUUGCUGCACUUUAUGGUGCUGCCACGAUCUCGCACAGUGCCAACACAACCGUGAGCUUAAGAAAGGUAAUGGAAUACCACUUCCAGGCGAAGGCUAUGCAGGAUUCAUUGUUGUUCCAAAGAAUAAGACACAAGAUAAUCAAACCGGAGACCAGACAAUUGUUGUUAAUGUUAACGCUGGCUACGCUCCACCACCACAGGGCUACGCUCCACCGCCACCACAAGGCUACGCUCCACCGCCACCACAAGGCUACGCUCCACCACCACCACAAGGAUAUGCUCCACCACCACCACAAGAAUACGCUCCACCACCACCACAAGAAUACGCUCCACCACCUCCACAGGGAUACGCGCCACCACCACCACAAGGCUAUGCAGUACCACCGCCACCACCACCAGCUCCAGAACAUAAGAAGAAGAAAUCAUCCAGCUCAUCAUCUAGCUCAUCCUCAUCUUCAUCCUCUUCUUAA
Trichomonas vaginalis G3 is the source of this 687-nucleotide messenger RNA. RefSeq lists its product as uncharacterized. NCBI's taxonomy places the organism in Eukaryota, Parabasalia, Trichomonadida, Trichomonadidae. The record is from RefSeq and is a predicted model, not a curated record. The transcript has a single exon. Bases 1 to 687 code for a protein of 228 amino acids.